This is a messenger RNA of Varanus komodoensis (Komodo dragon), 925 nucleotides long. RefSeq lists its product as uncharacterized. Bases 1 to 669 code for a protein of 222 amino acids. The record is from RefSeq and is a predicted model, not a curated record. The transcript is spliced from 5 exons. Gene Ontology annotation, biological process: mitochondrial electron transport, cytochrome c to oxygen; regulation of oxidative phosphorylation; mitochondrial respirasome assembly. Lineage: Eukaryota; Metazoa; Chordata; Lepidosauria; Squamata; Varanidae.
AUGGGGGUUCUGCGUCACCGCUGCCGCCCUUCCCGUGAAGGCCCCUUCGACUUGCUCGGUGAACGGGAGCGCAUAUUCUCUGUGCCCCUGAAGGUUUUCACAACCCAGGCGGCUCCCUGGACCCCCGCCAGCUCCAGCUGCUUCCUGCACCGCCGGAGUGCAGCGGGCAGGGAGCGGUGGGUGCCGGAAUGGGGGGCUGCAGCCCUCGCGGCCCCUCCGGGCCCUUUAAAUCCGUCCCUUCGGUCUCGGCGUUCGGCCCGAGUCGCGGCCUCCUCGGCUGCCUCUACCCCUGGCAGCUGGACAAGUGACACAGCCCUCGGCCGGCCUCCGUGCGCCCCCCCACCCGCCUGGGGAGGCAGCGUCCUUGGGAAGGCAAGGCGUGCCGGAGGUCGUCACUGCCGGGACAAGCGAGCGAAGGAGAAAGCGAGCACCAGGCCGCCCAGAAUGCAGCUGCUUCUGGCCUCCCGCAUCAGGCCCCUCUUCAUUUCCUCUACUCGUCAGCUGAAAAACAGAGUCCCAGAAUACCAGAAAUUAUUCCAGGAAGACAACGGCCUGCCGGUGCACCUGAAAGGGGGCACCAAGGACAACAUCCUGUACCGCAUCACCAUGUCCCUGUGCGUCUUCGGUGGUGCCUUCGCGGUCUUUGAGCUCUUCAGACCCAGGAAAUAAAUGGCGAGAACGGCGCUGGCGGGGCUGACCUACAAGCACAGCUGCUCCCCACCCCCCUCCCUGGAAGGGCAGCCCCUUCCCCAGGCCGCUCCGCCGGGUCCUCUUCUGGGGUCUACGGCAGAGGGCAGCAGACACGGGCAGGGGGAGCAACGCGACCGUUGGCUUGAAGGAAAACGUGCUUCCGCGCAGCAUGACUUGGUAAAGAUCCAUCUGUAGACAUUAAACCACAAAUAAAUAAGACUCACAUGUCCUUUAA